Messenger RNA from Scleropages formosus (Asian bonytongue), 1997 nucleotides. RefSeq names its product caspase a (gene caspa). The transcript has 9 exons. Bases 541 to 1680 code for a protein of 379 amino acids. Gene Ontology annotation, biological process: regulation of apoptotic process; proteolysis; regulation of inflammatory response. Gene Ontology annotation, molecular function: cysteine-type endopeptidase activity. The record is from RefSeq and is a predicted model, not a curated record. Gene Ontology annotation, cellular component: IPAF inflammasome complex; AIM2 inflammasome complex; NLRP3 inflammasome complex. NCBI's taxonomy places the organism in Eukaryota, Metazoa, Chordata, Actinopteri, Osteoglossiformes, Osteoglossidae.
UUAUGUGUGCAAAUUAGGAUCGCUGCCUUGAGUUUAUACAUAUUCAUUGGCCCUUUUUCUUUAGCUUACAAACAUAGUUAGGACUGGAGGUCUGUAACUUGAUUUGUUCAUAAGUCCAAAUUCAGUUUUACCGCGUUGCAAGGUCACGGACAGUGAAAGGACACGUCCCUCCCCACAAUACCUGCUGUGUUAUACCAAAUAUGCGCGCAUAAUGCAGAGUUACUUCCAAUUCGCGCGUUUAAAUUCACCAAAACGCCAAUCUGCCCACCACCCCAACCAAAAGUCCUCCCCCUGUGCAGUUUUGCGCCUUGCUUAUGACAAUUAGUGGCGCUUUACUUUCUGUACGGUAUUCUUUUUCACACGACUUCCUCUUUGUUGUGAGGAAGGAGGUCCUUACUGGAAAGCCGGAGCCAGUCCCACAUUGAACUAUACGUGACACGACGUUUUCAACGUUUAUAGCAGGGAGAAUUGACGGAGCAGAAAGGAGGGUCCGAGCUGAGAGCUGCAACAGCACUGCGCGAACACAAGAGCGGCGGACUAAUGGCGGAUCGGCUGCAGAAGGUGCGAACUUCUUUUGUAAAGGCCGUGAAUAAGGCCGUCAUUGAACAGCUGCUGGACGCCCUUCUCCAGUGCUCCGUUCUCAACGAUGGCGAGGUGGAGCAAGUGAAGGAGGAGAACUGCCAGAGGGCCGACAGGGCGCGGUGCCUCAUAGACAUGGUGCGGAAGAAGGGCGCCGCGGCCAGCGAGAAGUUCAUCGCGGUACUGAGAGAGCAGGAUCCCACCUUGUGUGCUGAGCUGGGCCUUGCCUCUGAUGCCACUGCCAGCGCGUGCGCUGCAGCUGCCCAAGGAACAUCUGAAGGGGAAAAAGCCAUCUCCCCCGUACUCAUUCGCAGUACGGAAGCAUUUAAGAGGGAAAUACUCCAGAGGCAUGGCAAUUCGAUUUACGAGAUAAAGGAAAAAUCUGGGCGUAAGCGGUUGGCUCUGCUCAUCAACAACAUAAAAUUUGACCAACCGAACAUGGAGAGGAGAGGAGCUGAGAGGGAUGAGGAGAACAUAAAUAAGCUUCUUAAAGACUUGGACUAUGAGGUGGUCAAACAUAAUAAUCUCUCUGCUCAGGAGAUUGAUGAAAAAGUGAAGGCCUUCUCUGAGCGUGAGGAGCAUGCUCAGUCUGACAGUACCUUCGUGGUGAUCAUGUCCCAUGGGAAGCGUGAUGCCAUCUGUGGGAUCCACCACAAAUUCGAAGAGAGCGCUGACCUCUUCAAAAUUGACAGAAUCUUCCACCAUCUCAACACGAAGAACUGCGUGGGCCUACGCAGCAAACCCAAAGUCAUCAUCAUCCAGGCCUGCAGAGGAGAUGAGACUGGCUCUACGUGGGUCUGUGACAAUGUGCCCGAUCCAGUCAAGGACAUGGAGGAAGAUACCAUCAGAGAGGACCAUAAGGAGAAGGACUUCAUCAGCCUAAUGUCCUGCACCCCAGACACAAAGUCUUACAGACAUGUCGUUCGUGGAACUGUCUUAAUCCAGCGCAUUGUGGAGAUAUUUAACACAUAUGCUCAUGAAGAUCACAUUGAAGAACUUUUUAGGAAGGUUAUGAGCCGAUUUGAGGACUUCCCCAAACAAAUGCCAUCUAAAGACAGAGCGACUCUGACAAAGAAUUUCUACCUCUUCCCUGGACUCUGAGAUUCCACCAGGGUAUCUCUCAUCCUGCAAUACAAAACAAGAUGUGGACACAUGCAAGCAAAAGCACUUAAUUCACAGUCAUGCAAAUAAGUCAGACAGCAUAUUAAAAUGAAAAAUUGUACGAGUUUAAAAAAACAUGAUGUCAUAUGGAAACAAAGAAUUUUUUUUGCACCCAAGAUGUAAUGAGAUGGACUGUACCAUGUCUGUGAAAUCACCAAAAAAUUAAAACUUCUGAAUAUUAACAAAGAAAAAAAAUUGAUAAAUACAACAUUACCAGUUUGAGCGCUGCAUAAUAUGUAUAUUUGUAUUUCCCCAGG